GGUGCUUUGCGGCCGGUCGUGCGCGGGCGGGCGCGGGCGGGCGCGGCGGCCGUGGCGCGCGCAGGUGACUGACUGGCCAGCUGGCUGAGGGAGCGUCUGGUCUUCAUCGCUGGCAGGUGGCGGAGCCCAGUUGGGCGGCUGCGGAGGCAGCAGCGGGAGCCCGACUCCGGAGGCGCUCCUCCUCUGGCCAAGGCCAUGGCCCCGCGGCUGCAGCUGGAGAAGGCCGCCUGGCGCUGGGCGGAGACGGUGCGGCCCGAGGAGGUGUCGCAGGAGCACAUCGAGACCGCCUACCGCAUCUGGCUGGAGCCGUGCAUCCGCGGCGUGUGCAGACGAAACUGCAAAGGAAACCCAAAUUGCUUGGUUGGGAUUGGUGAGCAUAUUUGGUUAGGAGAAAUAGAUGAAAAUAGUUUUCAUAACAUUGAUGAUCCCAAUUGUGAGAGGAGAAAAAAGAACUCAUUUGUGGGCCUCACUAACCUGGGAGCCACUUGUUACGUCAACACAUUUCUCCAAGUCUGGUUUCUCAACUUGGAGCUUCGGCAGGCGCUGUACUUAUGUCCAAGCACCUGUAGCGACUACAUGAUGGGAGAUGGCAUCCAGGAAGAGAAAGAUUAUGAGCCUCAAACAAUUUGUGAGCAUCUCCAGUACUUGUUUGCCUUGUUGCAAAACAGUAAUAGGCGAUACAUCGAUCCAUCGGGAUUUGUUAAAGCCUUGGGCUUGGACACAGGGCAACAGCAGGAUGCCCAAGAAUUUUCAAAGCUCUUUAUGUCGCUUUUGGAAGAUACUUUGUCUAAACAAAAGAAUCCAGAUGUGCGGAACAUUGUCCAACAGCAGUUCUGUGGGGAAUAUGCUUAUGUAACUGUUUGCAGUCAGUGUGGCAGAGAAUCUAAGCUUUUAUCAAAGUUUUAUGAACUGGAGUUAAAUAUCCAAGGCCACAAACAGUUAACAGAUUGUAUCUCGGAAUUUUUGAAGGAAGAAAGACUAGAAGGAGACAAUCGAUACUUCUGCGAAAACUGUCAAAGUAAACAGAAUGCAACGAGGAAAAUCCGACUGCUAAGCCUUCCUUGCACUCUGAACUUGCAGCUCAUGCGUUUUGUCUUUGACAGGCAAACUGGACAUAAGAAAAAGCUGAAUACCUACAUAGGCUUCUCAGAGCUGUUGGAUAUGGAGCCAUAUGUGGAACAUAAAGGUGGAUCCUAUGUGUAUGAACUCAGUGCAGUUCUCAUACACAGAGGAGUGAGUGCUUAUUCUGGCCACUACAUCGCCCACGUGAAAGAUCCACAGUCCGGCGAAUGGUAUAAGUUUAACGAUGAAGACAUAGAAAAGAUGGAGGGGAAGAAAUUACAACUAGGGAUUGAGGAAGAUCUAGCAGAACCUUCCAAGUCCCAGACACGUAAACCGAAGUGUGGCAAAGGAACUCACUGCUCUCGGAACGCAUACAUGUUGGUUUAUAGACUUCAGACUCAAGAAAAGCCCAAUACGUCCGUCCAGGUACCAGCCUUUCUUCAAGAGCUGGUAGAUCGGGAUAAUUCCAAGUUUGAAGAGUGGUGUGUGGAAAUGGCCGAGAUGCGUAAGCAAAGUGUGGACAAAGGCAAAGCAAAGCACGAAGAGGUUAAGGAGCUGUACCAAAGGUUACCUGCUGGAGCUGAGCCCUAUGAGUUUGUCUCUCUCGAGUGGCUGCAGAAGUGGCUGGAUGAGUCGACACCUACCAAGCCUAUUGAUAACCAUGCCUGCCUUUGUUCCCAUGACAAGCUGCACCCCGAUAAAAUAUCGAUCAUGAAGAGGAUAUCCGAAUAUGCAGCUGACGUUUUCUACAGUAGAUACGGAGGAGGACCGAGACUCACUGUGAAAGCCCUGUGCAAGGAGUGUGUAGUAGAGCGCUGUCGUGUGCUGCGACUGAAGAACCAACUAAAUGAAGAUUAUAAGACUGUUACUAAUCUGCUAAAAACAACCAUAAAGGGCAGCGAUGGCUUUUGGGUGGGAAAAUCGUCCUUGCGCAGCUGGCGCCAGCUGGCUCUUGAGCAGCUCGAUGAGCAAGAUGGUGACGCAGACCAAAGCAACGGAAAAAUGAACGGCAACACCUUGAAUAAAGAUGAAUCAAAGGAAGAAAGAAAAGAAGAAGAGGAGGAAUUAAAUUUUAAUGAAGACAUUCUGUGUCCACAUGGGGAGUUGUGCAUCUCUGAAAACGACAGAAGGCUUGUCUCUCCAGAGGCCUGGAGCAAACUGCAGCAGUACUUCCCCAAGGCGCCCGAGUUCCCCAGUCACAAAGAAUGCUGUUCGCAGUGCAAGAUUUUAGAAAGAGAAGGGGAAGAAAACGAAGCCUUACAUAAGAUGAUUGCAAACGAGCAAAAGACUUCGCUCCCGAAUCUAUUCCAGGACAAAAGCAGACCUUGUCUUAGUAACUGGCCAGAGGAUACAGAUGUCCUCUACAUUGUGUCACAGUUCUUUGUAGAAGAAUGGCGGAAAUUUGUCAGGAAACCCACGCGAUGUAGCCCCGUGUCGUCGGUGGGAAACAGCGCUCUUCUGUGUCCCCACGGGGGACUCAUGUUUACAUUCGCUUCCAUGACCAAAGAAGAUUCUAAACUUAUAGCUCUCAUAUGGCCCAGUGAGUGGCAAAUGAUACAAAAGCUGUUUGUUGUGGAUCAUGUAAUUAAAAUCACAAGGACUGAAGUGGAAGACGCAAAUCCUUCAGAAACACAGUAUAUUUCUGAGCCGAAACUCUGCCCAGAAUGCAGAGAGGGCUUACUGUGUCAACAGCAGAGGGACCUGCGUGAAUACACUCAAGCCACCAUCUAUGUCCAUAAAGUCGUGGAUAAUAAAAAGGUGAUGAAGGAUUCCGCUCCGGAGCUGAAUGUGAGCAGUUCCGAAACAGAGGAGGAUAAGGAAGAAGCUAAGCCAGACGGAGAAAAGGACCCAGAUUUUAAUCAGAGCAACGGAGGAACAAAAAGGCAAAAGAUAUCGCAUCAAAAUUACAUUGCCUAUCAAAAGCAAGUUAUUCGACGGAGUAUGCGACAUAGGAAAGUUCGCGGCGAGAAAGCACUUCUUGUUUCUGCUAAUCAGACAUUGAAAGAAUUGAAAAUUCAGAUCAUGCAUGCAUUUUCAGUGGCUCCUUUUGACCAGAAUCUCUCCAUCGAUGGAAAGGUUUUAACUGAUGACAGCGCCACCCUCGGCACCCUUGGAGUCAUUCCCGAGUCUGUCAUUUUGUUAAAGGCUGAUGAACCAAUCGCUGAUUAUGCUGCAAUGGAUGAUGUCAUGCAAGUGUGUAUGCCAGAAGAAGGGUUUAAAGGUACUGGUCUCCUUGGACAUUAAUCUCUCGGACCUUUCCCAACCGCUGAGAAAUGACCAGAAGGGAAGAGGAGAUCGACAUGUUAGGGCAUUAACGAAAAGCUGGAUUUAAGAAUCGAAUCAUUACGUGACUCUUCCAAAAGGCAGAAAACCAUUUCAAAAGUGACCGUCCCAAAUGCCUUGUGUCAAAUAAAGCCGAUUGCACUGAAGGGCCUCAGACUUGAAGGAAAUGUUUCAGGUUUUCUAUUUAAGGGGCGGGGGUGGGGGAAAGGCGAAUAAAGAUCAAACCAGUUUAGUAGCAGUAACAGGAAAUCAUGUUUACAUACGAGAUUUAUAGUCACGGGAGGGAGUGAAAUUCUGUCCUAUUUCCUUGCUCGAGUUUCGUGCCAGAUGCACUGGUCCAUAGGAAUUUGUAUCACAGUAAACGGGACAGCAUUCUGCUCUGAGCUAACCGUAACUCUUUUAUAUAGAGACAUAAUCUGCUUACCAGUACCUGUCUUUGAUUCCUAUUUUACUUUCAAUAAAGCAUGGAAGUGAAGAACUUGCCAUGAUUGUGGGAAAGUAUCUUCAGACUAGACGCCUCUCCGCGUCGGCUGCAGCACGCCCGCCUCACGCUGCCCGGCGAUCUGUCUCUCGGUGUCGGGCACAGGAGGGGGCACCUGCAGUGACCGAGGGACCCUGCCUCGCUUCUGACUUCAAAGGCUUUUUGCUUUCAAGCCUUCCGGAAAGGACGACGAAUGUUAGACCGUGUGGAGGCAUCUCCCUCCGGUUCUGCUUACUCAGGAGCAGAAAAUCAGACCCGUCUCGCACUUUCGAACAAUCCGACCUCGGAAGAGCAGCGUGGACAACACAGGCUUUUGUAAAAUGUCUUCCUGUCUCUCAAGUCCACCAUCCUUCGCAUCUCUCACCUCUCUCUCUGAAAACAUUCUUCCGGAAUGGCCAGAAAGCAUCUUUACAUCACUCUGUUUGAAACGGGGGAGAGUGGCCAUUUUACCCAAUUCAGGAUUAUUGUCAUGAGCGACAUGCAACCGAAGCAAUACUCCUAAGAACACUGAAGGACUUUCAAAUAAGAGUUUAUGGCGGGAGUGUGUUUACCUGUUUCCUUUGUUGAGCAUGUAUGUACAUCUCUGGGGUCUCUCUUGCUAACAUUUCCCCUCUAGGUUUGUGCUGGGGUUCCUGCUCCCCCUUUUCUAAACGUUGAAACUCAACAGAGGGGGAGACGGGUUUCACUCGGAGGGCUAGGCGCCCUGGUGGCAGCACCCCUCUUUUUAUCAGAAUAGCCAUGGCUUUUGGGCAAAAUUAUAGCUUCCUGAGUAUCCCCCUUGUGUUUGCAAUGCCUUCGGUCUUUGCCCCCUGAAGACACUGUGUGGGAGAGCGGCACCCAGGAGCCUCGAGCCAUCCCAGGAGCCAGUAGUUCCCACCUGGGGUCAGCACAGGGAAGGACUCAGUUAAGGCCACAGAGAGCUGAUCAUCUUUCUAAAAAUAUUUUUUUAUUGAUUUCAGAGAGGCAAAGAGAAACAAUGAUGAGAGAUGUGUACGCCCCACACAGAGGAUGGGGCUUGCCACCCUGGCAGGUGCCUGAACUGGGAAUCCCAAUCAUGACCUGGCUUACAAGUCGAUGCUCCACCACCGGCCCACGCCAGCCGGGUCUGAUCCUCCUUUUUAGAUCUCGCUCUUUUAUUUUGCUCCCAAUGGAGCUGGCGCAUAAGAGGAAUAACAUGCCAAGCGACUUAUUCUUUCCCAAGGCAAAGACUUGUGCAGAGGUUUGCCUAGGGCUGGAGAGAGCAGCUGCCUUUUCCUCGUCAACAGCUGUUUGCCAGAGCACAUUCUUCCUGGGGGUUGACAUCAACCUGUCAGUAGCUCCCCGAAACCCAAUCUAUUUCUCCCAGCCUGCUGUUAGUAGUUUUAAAUUAUGCUACUUGAGCCUCGCUCUCAAGCAGUGGCACAAAAUAGCGGCCUUGUGUGCGUCUUCCGGGCAGGUGACCCAAUCUCAUUUUAAUAACUCCUUUAGCAACGCUCCCCAGGGCUGGGGGUCGGCUGGGCCCAGGGAGCAGGGGGUGUUCCCCAAGCCUGUCCUCGUAGCCCCAGCAGUGGUCUUCCCCUGUCCCGUCAGCACUGCUCAGGUGUUGGCUGUGCACCGCAGCACCACAGCGCUGUGUCAGGGACGCAAGAACUUGGGUCCGAGACCCGGUGAGGUGGGAUCUGUCCCCAUGGGCUGCUCCGAGCUGUUGGGAUCAGGCUGGGACUUCUUUCCCACCUGCAGUAGUGCCCUUGCAGUGCCACCCUCCCCACUUAGUAGGGGAAAGCAGGUCCACGCUUUAACCGAAGGCCCAGUUCUUGCUUUGUAGUGACAAAUAGAUGGAGACCAGUUGGCUGUGACCACAUUUCAGUGCGGAGACUUUCCCUCGGGCUUUUAACACGCACGUGGUUUUUUUUUUCCAAACGUCAGGCCAGUCCUUGGUAGAAGGUUCCUAAAGCUGGAGUCCUCCUGCCGCCCUUCCCCUGUCGGCCCUUCCUCAGUCCCGCGCUGAGGUGUGCAACACGUCAGACCUGAAACAGAGGUUGCCGUUGGGACGUCUUCAUUCCCUGCGGGAAUAAGUAUCUUCCUGUGUAUCGAAGGACUUUGUUGUUUGGAAUCACUGUUAUCUUUCUGCCAAAUUAAAAAGAAACGAGUGUCCUUUUAUUUCUAUGGAA
Molecule: messenger RNA, 5976 nt
Organism: Pipistrellus kuhlii (Kuhl's pipistrelle)
Lineage: Eukaryota; Metazoa; Chordata; Mammalia; Chiroptera; Vespertilionidae
Gene: USP48
Product: ubiquitin specific peptidase 48
Exons: 27
Coding region: 196-3306 (1036 amino acids)
Biological process (GO): protein deubiquitination
Cellular component (GO): cytosol; nucleus
Molecular function (GO): cysteine-type deubiquitinase activity; cysteine-type endopeptidase activity; protein binding
Source: RefSeq, a predicted model, not a curated record